This is a messenger RNA of Rana temporaria (common frog), 1640 nucleotides long. RefSeq names its product UDP-GlcNAc:betaGal beta-1,3-N-acetylglucosaminyltransferase like 1 (gene B3GNTL1). The record is from RefSeq and is a predicted model, not a curated record. The coding region runs from base 92 to 1192 and encodes 366 amino acids. NCBI's taxonomy places the organism in Eukaryota, Metazoa, Chordata, Amphibia, Anura, Ranidae. The transcript has 14 exons.
GUCAGCCAAUCAGCUGCCAGGCUCCUCCCCGGAUCCCUCUCUAGUCCCGGUCGGCUGGGGGGAAACCGCGUGGCUGCUGCUGGUCAGCCCUAUGAAUCCCUAUGAAGACCGUUCUGAUGCUUCUGCUCCAGCGGAGGGGACCGGGAUUGGCCAGCCAGUGGACGUGUCUGUUAUCAUUCCUACAUAUAAUGCUGAGGCCUGGCUGGAUGAAUGCUUGAAAUCUGUUUACCUUCAGGACUUUCCAGGGACCCUGGAGGUUUCCAUCUACAAUGAUGGCAGCACGGAUGACACUGCCAACCUCAUACGGCAAUGGAAAUCAAAACUUGAAGAUCGAGGAAUUGACAUGAUUGUGGGAGGUCACAAUUCAUCGAAACCCCGUGGAGUUGGUUACGCAAAGAACCAAGCCAUUCAGCAAAGCUCUGGGCGCUACUUGUGUUUUUUAGAUUCGGAUGAUGUGAUGAUGCCACAAAGAGUCAGGUUGCAGUACGAGGCGGCUGUUCCUCUCCCGAAGAGUAUCGUUGGAUGCCGGGUGAGGCGGGAGCCGGAGGAGGCGACAGAACGAUACACCCGAUGGAUCAACAGCCUGACUCCGGAGCAGCUUCAGACACAGGUGUUCACAUCACAUGGGCCGACCAUCAUUAUGCCGACCUGGUUCUGCUCCAGAGAGUGGUUCUGUUAUGUGGGACAGUUUGUUGAAGAUGGACAGGGAACUCCGGAAGAUUUAUUGUUCUUUUACGAGCACCUCAGGAAAGGUGGAGAAGUGCACCGCGUGGAUGAAUGUCUCCUGAAGUAUCGCUACCAUGAGGGCGCCGCGACGCACGCCGUGUCAGAGGAGACGAUCUGGAACAAUCGGGUGAAGUUCCUGGAAGAGAGAGUCCUCCAGCACUGGCCGUCAUUCACUAUCUGGAACGCGGGAAAGCAAGGGAGGAAGCUGUACCGGAGUCUGACCCCUAAUAACCGAGAGAAGGUAACGGCGUUCUGCGAUGUCGAUUGCAAAAAGAUCUGCAAAGGUUUCUACACACACGAGGAGUCCGAGAAAAGACCAAAACCAAAGAUUCCUAUCCUCCAUUUUAAAGAAGCCAAACCGCCAUUUAUUAUCUGCGUCAAACUGGAUCUGACUGGAGGAGGAUUGGAGGAGAAUCUGCACUCACUGAACCUGAAGGAAGGUCUGGAUUAUUAUCACUUCAACUGAGGGGCUUAUCCCAGGAUGGGGAAUGUUCUCUGAGGGGCCGAUGUGGACAGACGACGAGACACAACAUGCGAUUCGGAGAGAUGCAGCCGACUCCCCGUGUAAUGUAAAGGGGGUUACAUGACUUUUCUAGGCAGAUCAUUAAUAAAUGUAUAUACAAUGUUUUUUACACAAUGCAUGGGAUUGGUUUUCCCCUUUAUAUUCUGUGCUGGUGAUGAGUUAGUAAAGUGUACCUGUCUUCAGACACCCGGCACUGCAGCACUGAGGUCACUUUGGUGGGAGCGACGCUCGCCUUUACUGGGAAUCUUUUUAAAGUGUCGGCGAUCUCUUUGUGUCCAGUCAGCAGAUCUGGAUCCGCGCCGCGGCGGCGGAGAUAUCACACACUAUGUGCGGCUCGUAGUAAUUGACUGCAGGUGACUGUACAAUAAACAUGGUUUUAUUUUAGAAGUGA